Lottia gigantea (owl limpet) is the source of this 1269-nucleotide messenger RNA. RefSeq lists its product as hypothetical. Bases 1 to 1269 code for a protein of 422 amino acids. Lineage: Eukaryota; Metazoa; Mollusca; Gastropoda; Lottiidae. The transcript has 2 exons. The record is from RefSeq and is a predicted model, not a curated record.
AUGUUAAACAGAAUAAAUAAUCUCUUUCCAGAUUUAAAGCCGACAGAUCCCAUUCAAGAAGAAUUUUACAACAAACUCAUGACUAAUAUAGUAGAAAUAUUUAUAGGUACAGAUUGCAUCGAUCAAAUGUUACAACGUUUAGGAAAAAUAGAUAAAAAAAGAAUAACAUUAAUUGCUCAUAACGCUAGCGGUUUUGAUAACUGGAUCAUGAUCAGAAACGUAAAAAAACUAACACAAUGCCCUUUAAAAACGACCAGAGGAAUUCUGUCUCUGCCUUUAACUAAUUCAUUCACUGAUGAAGAUUUACAGAAAAAAUGGAAAAGACAGAAAGAAAUAAAGGGUAACUCUAAUUAUUUGCAAAAUAUUAAUUUCAUAUGUUCCUAUCAACACGAAUCAUCUAGUUUGGCAGCAUGGGGAAAUUCAUCUAAUCUACCAAUGAAUUUGAGAAAGAUCGGGGAUGUUAAUAUUGCAAAAUACACUAAAGAUAAUUGGGAAUCUUUAAGACACGAAUGGGAACCUUACGCUAAAAGAGAUACGUUAUGUCUCGGAGCUUGUUUGAUAAAAUACAAUCAAGUAAUGAAAGAAGUUGUAUUUCAGAAUAUUUCCAAUAGUCAAGCGACUUUAAAAGCCAACUAUGAUUCACACGUCAAAAGCUAUGAAAAAGUAAAUGAUAGUCAAUAUAUAGUUGAGAUAAAUGAAGAAGAAAAAGAAUUUAUUCCUCCUAAAUCUACACGACUAACACCUAGUCAUUUGGGAUCAUUCGUUUUAUCUCACAGUAAAAAAAUAAUGAAUAAUUUUAUUCACGUGAUAGAUGGAUUUUAUAAGCCUGAAAUAUACUAUACGGAUACCGAUAGUUUAUACAUUGCGUCUAGCAAUAGAGAUAAAUUAAAUGAAGCUGGCGCCAAAGUUAAAUACAAUAUCAUUCUAACUUCCGAUGGUUUUUUAAAAGCAAAGAAAACGUUUAAGGGUUACUCUAAAGAUAAGAUAUCCGUAGAAGAUUAUAUUCGAUUAGCUAGUGGACUCGAUGUAACGAAUGAAUUUAAGAAACCUUGGGUAAAAAGUUCCACCAAUGGAGUAGUUAUUCCAAAGGAUGAUGAUAAACAAAAAAGAGUUUUUAGAAGUUAUCUAAAUCUCGUUAAGAGAAAAGCACCAAACAGUGAAGGAAUCAUAUAUCCUUACAACGACGGAAAAGAAUUGAACAUGGAUGAAAACUACGAAUUUGAUGAUCACGAUUAUCUAACUAUUCAAGAAGAGAAUGAAGAGUGUUAA